Carassius auratus (goldfish) is the source of this 2444-nucleotide messenger RNA. Its product is annotated as CD276 antigen homolog. NCBI's taxonomy places the organism in Eukaryota, Metazoa, Chordata, Actinopteri, Cypriniformes, Cyprinidae. Bases 315 to 806 code for a protein of 163 amino acids. Gene Ontology annotation, cellular component: external side of plasma membrane. The record is from RefSeq and is a predicted model, not a curated record. The transcript is spliced from 6 exons. Gene Ontology annotation, biological process: cellular response to lipopolysaccharide; cell surface receptor signaling pathway; T cell costimulation.
CUCUCGCGAUAGUUUGAUGUCAUUAACAGAUCUGUUUGCGUAUACGCAUACUUUCAGUUUUCCUACAAAUAUAAUUUUAGGAAUAUUACGUAAAAUAUUCAUUAUUUAUAUCGGGACACCAUGAUCAUCGGCUGCACACAUUCUAGAGUUAAUCACAAACUCUGGUUCAACCCUUGAGUUGACAGAAGGUUUAUAUCGGGCUUUAGGAGACUGCUGAACCUGAUCUAAACCAGGUUGGAUUUGUUGGUUUUGUCAACUCUAAACCUACUCUGAAACUGCUUGUUCAGCUGGCUUCAUGCUACAAGGAGAGAACUAUGAAACCAUCAAAGUUUCAUCUUAGAUGUAGAUACUGCUUCAUCUGUGCAUUUUUAGUGCUGAUAAACAAAGUCUUUCUGCAGGACACAGUCGAGGGGUUUAUUGGUGGUUCUGUUGUCCUGCCGUGUUCUUCAGAUGAACAUGAUGUUAAACUUCAAGAUAUUAAUGUGCUUUGGAGAGACAAAGGCAGCGAGACUGUUUAUGAUAUAAUUAGCGGUAAAGAUUCAGUAGAGCGACAGAACCCACGGUACAAGAACAGAGCUGAAACCUUCCCUGAGGAGUAUGAGAGAAGAAACUUCUCCAUCAAACUCAUCGAUCUCACUCAUGCUGAUGAAGGAGAGUUCAGCUGCUUCAUCACACACUCAUCUGAUUCUAAACAGGAGACUGUACGGCUGUUCAUUACCGAUUCAGCAGCAGUCGCUAGUACAGAAUCUCCUCAACAAGAAAACCAUGAUCUACAAUUGUUCAGCUCUUGUGAGACUCAAAGAUAAUAUUGACUGACGUUCUCUUGGGAGGAGGAACUCAUAGACACUGAGGGCAUCUGUCAGAGAUGAGAAGGCGAGUGGACAAUUACAGUCUGUUUUGUAGUCAUCAGAUCACCAAGACAUCCUCAUUCUGAUCUACAAAGGAACUAAAAGAAACAGAAAGCAACAGUUUCACACGCACAUCAUGUCUUGAAUCUGCCCUUCAUCCCUUGUUUGUUAUUAGGAUACAGUAUCAGCAUGAAGGUUUGGUGGCUAGUUUUAAAUCAGAUGAACUUUCUGAAUUCAAAUAUCCAGUUUUUAAAUGUUUUAAAAGCACUUUUUCUUGUUUAUUUGAUCAUUAGGAAACAUUCUAGUUCACUAUUCUUCAAACAUAAUGAGAAUUUUACUUCUGAAUCAAGUAACAUUUCAACAUCCAACUAAAUGUUUCAGGUAUAAACACUUCAUGGACAAUGCUAACAUUUUGUGAAAAGGAGACGUUUUAAAGACCAGGUGACUUUGAACAAAUGAUUUAACAAUGCUAAUGGAAGAAUUAUUGUUUUUAACCUUUUUCAUUGCACAGCUAAUUAAAAAAAAGGGUUUAUUGUGAAACAUUUCUAUUUUUAUUUAGAAUAUCAGCCAAUAUGACACACUUUGUGCUGAUUUACACUCAUUUUUGUGGUUUUUAUUAACAGAUCUGAAUGUAACAGUUACUCUUUGCACAGUAAAUAUCAUGACGAGAACUUUGACCUGACAAAAACUAAAAACAUGAACUCAAUGAAAUAUGAAAACAAGCUGUUGUUGUGUCUGGAUGUUUUUCUGAUUUACAUCUCAUUGUCCUUCCAGCUUCAGAAUGAAGAGAUCAGAUGAGAAAAAUAUCUUUAUUUAGCAUCAGUUUCUUAAACCCUCAGGACAUUUACUGUAACAGCACAGGAAUGCUGUUAUCUUGAAGAUCCCUUUACAUUCCACUAGAUGGCAAAGACGACUAGCAGAGAUAUGGAGUUUGAGGCAUGUGGAGCUGCUUGUUUGCAAAUGACUCAUGACGUCAUAGAACACUAAGAUAUCAUUAUCACGCACACACACAUACAAAAAAAAGUCUAAAGAAUUUUCAACUGGGCUUUGUGUUUUUUUCUUGACAUGACCAAUGUUGAGAUUGAUGUGCUGCUGCUUGAUGUCUGUGUGUGCAUAAAUAAUAGAAUAGUUCAAAACUUUCUUGUACAGAACAUAAAAAAAAAAAAAAAAAAAUCCUUCAUUCCUGAUUGGUGCAACACUACUGGCGUUCUUGCCGCAGUAUCAGAGUAUCAGACACUGUAUAUAGUAUCAAAGCCAUCAUUCAGUAUGUGGUCCAGAUCUGGAACUAAACAAUGUUGCUGUCAGGGAUUAUUUCUAUUCUUUCCGACAACAAAGCAUGUGAACGUGACGAGCUGGUAAUCACGGCUUCAGAAAUGGGAAGUAGGACAUUUCUGAUUGCAUGUACAUCAUGAGUCCAAGACAGUUUCUGAUUAUUCCAUUAGUUCACCUGACACAAACAUAGUAUUUGAAGUGAUAUUAUGUGUGAACAUUUUUGGCUUUCUCUCUACACUGGCAUCAGGUAAAACUAGAAACUAGAAGUGUCUAUGCACACACUUGUUAGACUAUAAAUCUAACAUGGACAACAUAUGCAUCUAC